AUGGGGUGCGACAGGAAUGAGGUGAUCAGGAAGGAGGUCAGCAAGCUGCUGGAAUCCAAGAUCAUCUUGGAGGUAUAUUACCCGACCUGGUUAGCCAAUCCCGUCCUGGUGAAGAAGGAGGACCAGUCUUGUAGGAUGUGCGUGGAUUUCACAGAUCUUAACAAGGCCUGCCCAAAGGACUGCUUCCCCUUACCAAGGAUCGACAGAUGCCUUCAAGGGAUACCACCAGAUAGAGAUGGCCGAGGAAGAUCGGAAAAAGACUUCCUUCAUCACCGAGAAAGGGACGUAGUGCUACCGGACAAUGCCGUUUGGAUUGAAAAACGCUGGAGCUACCUACCAGCGCCUGGUCAACAAACUAUUCCAGAGUCAGAUCGGCAGGAGUAUGGAGGUCAGGAAAGUUCUUGGGCUUCCUGGUCUCCCGAGAGGGGAUCCGGGCCAACGCGGAUAAGCUCCAGCCAUCGUGGACAUGGUCCCCCGAUGAGCAUCAAGGAGGUCCAACGGCUCACGGGAAGGAUGGCCGCCCUGAAUAGAUUCCUCUCGCGCUCCGCGGUAAGGGGGCUACCCUUCUUUCGAAUCCUGAAAGCGCCAAAGGACUUUCAAUGGACGGAAGAAUGCCAGAAAGAUUUCACCGACCUAAAAGCAUACCUAGCUGAGCUACCUGCUCUGACUGCCCCGGAGCAGGGAGAAACCCUGUUCCUAUACUUGUCUGCUUGCAACGAGACCGUUAGCGCGGUUUUGGUACGGGAGGAUAGGGGGGCUCAAAGGCCAAUAUACUACGUUAGCCGUGCUCUACAAGGGCCGAAAACGCGGUACACGCUGGCGGAAAAAUUGGUCCUCGCCUUGAGGCACGCCGCCCGGAAGCUCCGACCUUAUUUUCAGGCCCACAGCAUUACUGUCCUGACGGAUCAACCCUUACGACAGAUAUUCACAAAACCUGAGGUCUCGGGCAGAAUGACCAAAUGGGCCGUCGAACUGGUCGAGCAUGACAUCGGCUAUCAGCCUCGCACAGCUAUCAAAACUCAGGCUCUGGCCGACUUCCUCGCCGAGGGAGCUAGCUUGUCAGUGACUGAGCCGAGCUCUUUGCCCGAGGAGACACGGCUGGAGGAGCCGUGGGUACUAUUUGUGGACGGAGCCUCGAGUAAGGAAGGGAGCGGAGCCGGCCUGCUGCUCACCUCGCCCACCGAGGAGGAGCUGACCUACGCACUCAAAUACGACUUCCCGGCAUCUAACAAUGAGGCAGAGUACGAGACCCUGUUGACAGGAUUGCGGAUAGCCCACCAGAUGGGCAUAACCGCGAUCAGGGUUCGGAGCGACUCUCAGCUCGUAGUCUACCAAGUCCGCGGGGAGUACGAGGCCAAGGAGGACGUCAUGAAGAAGUAUUUGACUAAGGUGCGAGAGGCGAUAGCCCUGUUUGACACUUUUGAGAUCGAGCGGGUGCCGAGGUCGCAGAACAAGCGGGCGGACGCACUGUCGAAACAGGCGUCCUCCUCGUUUGCCCACCUGAGCAAGGAAGUUUUGGUGGAGGUAGUCAAACAAAAAAGCAUUGACCAGAUCCAAGUCUUGGCCAUAGACAGCCCGACCACUUGGAUGACUCCUCUCGUGGACUUCCUCAGUUCGGGUGUCCUCUCCGAGGAUAAAACCGAGACUCGCCGACUCCAGCUCAGAGUUGCUAAGUACGCCUACGCUGGGGGGAUCCUCUACAGGAGGUCGUAUUUGUCUCCCUGGCUAAAGUGCGUAACUCCUGAGGAGGGCGACUAUGUUCUCCAAGAAGUUCACGAAGGCCUGUGCCCGGCACAUGUGGGGUCCCGAGUGUUGGCCAAAAAAUGCCUGCUCCUAGGCUACUACUGGCCCUCGGUGUUUCGAGAUGCCGCAGCUCUUGUUCAGAAAUGCCGAGUUUGCCAGUUUGCUGAAAAUCCCUUCAGGAGCUGGUGCGCCCAGCUCGGGAUUAGCCAACACUUCACCUCGGUCGGACAUCCCCAAGCCAACGGUCAGGUAGAGAAUGUUAAUCGAACCAUUCUGCGAGGGCUGAAGACCAGGUUGGAACUAGCCCAGUCUAACUGGCUAGAUGAACUCCCUAGCGUCCUAUGGGCUUACCGCACUACGCCGAGGAUAGCCACUCAUGAGACCCCGUUUUUCCUGACUUAUGGGGCGGAGGCGGUGGUGCCCGCGGAGGUCGGCCUCUCCUCGCCUCGAACACAAAACUUCGUUACAUCAGCCAACGAAGAGGAGUUGAGGUGCAAUUUGGACUUGCUGGAGGCCAAGCGCGAGGAGGCGGCGAUACGGAUGGUUAAGUAUAAAAGCCAGCUCGCCCGCUACCACAACGCGAAGGUGAGGAACAAGCAGUACCAGCCGGGUGACCUCGUCUUAAGAAAGAACUCAGUCAGUCGAGCUCAUAGCCCCCACAAGCUUGACCCAAACUGGGAGGGGCCGUACAAAGUCCUGGAAGCGAGCCGUGCUGGGUACUGUAAGCUUGCGAAAUUAGACGGAGUAGAGGUACCCCGCACUUGA
Molecule: messenger RNA, 2508 nt
Organism: Coffea arabica (coffee)
Lineage: Eukaryota; Viridiplantae; Streptophyta; Magnoliopsida; Gentianales; Rubiaceae
Molecular function (GO): nucleic acid binding; RNA-DNA hybrid ribonuclease activity
Source: RefSeq, a predicted model, not a curated record